Messenger RNA from Lampris incognitus (smalleye Pacific opah), 4721 nucleotides. RefSeq names its product plasmanylethanolamine desaturase 1 (gene peds1b). Lineage: Eukaryota; Metazoa; Chordata; Actinopteri; Lampriformes; Lampridae. The transcript has 6 exons. Gene Ontology annotation, molecular function: oxidoreductase activity. Bases 1 to 834 code for a protein of 277 amino acids. The record is from RefSeq and is a predicted model, not a curated record.
AUGGCGAGGACGGAGAGCGACAUCGGCUGCGGAAAAGGAGAACCGCAGACCCCGGAGACGGCCCUCGAACCGGGUCGGGCCGCGGCCCGCUGGGGUUCGCAACACGCCGGCGCUCGCGAGCUGGCCAACCUGUACUCGCCAGGUAAAAGAUGUCAAGAGUGGGUCAGUGUUGUCCUUUGCUUCUCUCUUAUGGCCUUCAACUUCUUUCACCUCCUUGCCAAUUUUCAUCUGGGACACAUGUGGUACAUCUUGUUUGGCAUCGUGGUGGGGAUCCUCACUGCUGACUUUGCGUCAGGCCUUGUCCAUUGGGGGGCCGACACGUGGGGAUCGGUGGAGCUCCCCAUCUUUGGAAAGGCCUUCAUCAGACCAUUUAGGGAGCACCACAUCGACCCCACAGCCAUCACCCGUCAUGACUUCAUCGAGACCAAUGGGGACAAUUGCAUGCUGACGAUUGUACCUUUAGCGAACAUGGCCUUCAACUUCCUCACCCUCACUCCCGCGGAGAUCUACUACAACUACCCCUGGUACUGCUUCCUGUUUGCACUAGCCAUCUUUGUGACCCUUACCAACCAGAUUCACAAGUGGUCCCACACGUACUUCGGCCUGCCUUGCUGGGUGGUGUUUCUGCAGGACUGCCAUGUCAUCCUUCCCCGCAAGCACCACCGGAUCCAUCACGUCUCCCCGCACGAGACGUACUUCUGCAUCACCACAGGUUGGCUGAACUAUCCUCUGGAGAAGCUGGGCUUUUGGCGUUACCUGGAGGAACUUAUCCAUCGUGUGACGGGGGAGAAGCCCAGGUCCGACGACCUGAAAUGGGCCCACAAAGUCAAGUAACGCCCGCAGCCCAUCAGCAGCCUACCUCAGAAGAUGCCGGCUUCGCCGUGUCUUCUCAUCCCUGUUUUGCCUAACUUUAAAACUGUAACGAUAGGAUGAAAAACCUAACCAACAGUCUCUGAUGCCAUAGCUUUAAGUCUUGCACAUUUUGUUCUCUUGUUUUUUGAAAGGAUUGAUUUUUUUGUUUUUUGUUUUCAUUACUCGUGGAAAUCGUAAUAUUUUUUUGAACUUUGCCGUCUCCCCCAGCCUUGCUCUGCAUCGGGAUGUUUGACGCCAGACACACUCCACGACCCGUCGACACGAGUUGUUAAGGCCGGCCGUGUUCAGACGCGUCGCUUCAGCUCAGUCUUAGGGAGGUGAGAGGCUUCAGUCAGUCUCUUCUGUCAAAUUCAAAAAACUUGAAAGGGCAAAAAAAUGCUCCGGAGGUCUUCUUCCUCCUUUUUGUUUUUAAAGUCAUAAGGUCACAUUGGAAAGAAGAUUAAAGCGUCACAGUUUGUAUUUCCUUUGCUAGAAAAUACCAGUUCCGCUGUAGUUUCAACUUGUCUCGGGUCUGCCUCACAGGCGACAACGAAGCUCGGUUGUAGAGUAAAUACUGGAGCGGGCCGGUACAGAAGUUUAACCAUUGCCAAUAUUGAUCAGUAGCGAACAAACGACCAAAUAGCGAUGCCACAAAAAUGUCGCCGUUGUAAAGAGAAGGGCGACGAGACAUUCUCGCCACUUUUAGGAAUUUCUUUACUUUGGUGCAACGAAAUUCUGGACUUGACAGAUUUGUUUUAAUCAAGACGUACUGCUUAACGUCCGAGGAUCUCUGACAAGACCGAUGUGAGACCAAAGCAAAACAUUUGUGCAAAACCGUUUUUAGCAUCGCUGUCCCGCUAUCUGCUCAACAGCCUUCUCAGAUGACCGUGUGUCUUCGAACGAGCGAGUUAUUUUUAAGGUCUAUGUGUCUUUUCGGGAACCCUCCACCCGGCGUUGCUUUCGGACACGUGGGGGUUUUCCCAAGCAGCCUUAGCACCACAGAUGCAGUGACGGCAUGUCAUCGUUCUUUUCUAUUUGCUGCACUCUUUUUGUAAUCUGCGCUCUUUUGUACUGCAGCUGAUGAAAGCCGAACUCGCAGGAUUUCUGUCUCGGACGGCACUGAACGCAGAUGCUCUUAAGUCGUGUGCCAGCUUUACCAAACAUACACUUUCACACGUCGCAGCUUAUUUUCUUUGACUCAGAGCGGGAAUGGUCGUAGUUCAACACGUAACCACGAAACAUUCCUCGGAAUUUAACACGAUCGAUGUUGCACCACCCUGGCCGUGGUGAGGAGCAGGUUUGCUGAUGUGUACAUGGAUUUCACAGUGCAUAAAUGCAGUGUAUUAAAAGGCCCUUAAUUAUACGUUAUAACGUAAACAUUUAAAGAUCUGAUUUUGCCAAAAUUGCUUCCUCUCCCUCACCCCCCCCCCCCCAACACACACACUUGCCAAGGGGCAAAUAAUGGUUCUUGGAAUUCAGCCAGUUAAAAACUGCAUGUCAAAACUGUUUUUGCCUUUCUCUUGAGGUGUUGCUUAAGCGGGCUACAUAAUGCGGGCAUGCUACAUGUUGGCUUCUGCAGGCUACAUAACACAUGCAUGCUACAUGUUGGCUUGUGCAGGCUACAUAAUGCAUGCAUGCUAACAUGUUGGUUUGUACAAGCUACAUAAUGCAUGCAUGCUACAUGUUGAUUUGUGCAGGCUACACAACGCAUGCAAUGCUACAUGUUGGCUUGUGCAGGCUACAUAACACAUGCAUGUUACAUGUUGGCUUCUGCAGGCUACAUAACACAUGCAAUGCUACAUGUUGGCUUGUGCAGGCUACAUAACACAUGCAAUGCUACAUGUUCGCUCGUGCAGGCUACAUAACGCAUGCAAUGCUACAUGUUGGGUUGUGCAGGCUACAAACGCAUGCAGUGCUACAUGGUGGUUUGUGCAGGCUACAUAAUGCAUGCAUGCUACAUGUUGCCUUGCGCAGGCUACAUAACGCAUGCAUUGCUGCAUGUUGGUUUGUGCAGGCUACAUAAUGCAUGCAUGAUACAUGUUGGCUUGUGCAGGCUACAGAACGGGUCACCAGCUUUUCUGAAGGGUUUGUGUGAAUGAGCCGCGGGCCAGAGGACUCUGCUGCAGGCGGUUGUCAUUUAAUACCUUUUUCUAAUGAGGAGGAACCCCUCAGCUUUUACCAAAUUGACCCUGAUUCAAACAACCAGAAGUCUUCUCUUCAUUCCAAGGAACUGAAACGUGUUUUCAGGCACUAACGGGGGAAGCGGGCCAUGCAGGAAAGCAACAUCGACCAGGUUAAAGACUACAUGGUAGAUUUCCUCCAGCGUUUUCAUCAGUGUAGACAUUUUUAUGUUCUGUCAAAGCCAAAACAGCUUUUUCUACUCGGUAAUAUUCCAGCUUUUGAAUCCUACAUACUUGAGUAAUAAGGGUUCUUUGCAAACAGGCCGAUAGGAAAACUACUCUGUAGAUUUUAUGACGCUUGCUAGGAUGAGUAAUUAUUGUGAAAUGCAUUUCCUUGUCUGCUCGGUAGUUUCAGCAUAUGCCGGACAGGGGAUGACAUUCUGCGUCACUAUAUCCAAGUCAUAGGCCUGCGUUUAGAGUUUAUUUAUUAUUAUUUUUCUUACUUAAGUGGCGCUCAUUCGCCAGUAUAUAUAUAUUCAGAACUGUUGACAUACAACUGAAGUUUGAAUGAGAAUUAAUUUCCUUAACAUGAAUUAUCAUGAUUAUUAUUGUUGUCAUGGCUGUGGCCUUAUGGUGCCCUACUGAAGUAAAUCACUCAUCGCCUUUGUACUGUUGCCGUGGCGACACAACCUGCCCACACCUGUAGAACUGGACUUGUGAGAUUAACGCGGUUUUGUGUUCAAGGGAUGUGUCGAAAUCCAGUGCAAGUAAUGCUUUCGUGUGGCAACCGGAAAAUCGCUAAAAAACAAAAACAGAUGAGACAUUACAUGAUUAGUGUGGAGAUUAACUAGACUUAACGAGCGUGUGUUAAUAAAGACAUCUGUAUGUUGAGCUCUGAUGGACGUCGUCCCAUGCCACAGUGACUCGAGGUUCCUUCUGCUCGACGGCCGGGUCCCAUCUCGGGGUCUGUGAGUAACGUGAACCGUCUGACAGGAACCCACGUUCAGAACAUGUUCUACGUGAUGAGUUGGUGGUCAGUUUACUUUUAAUUGUUUUUAUUUGAUGUCGAGGAAGGUAUUUGAUAGAGAAAUAGUUGCUGUUACAUGGUAAGUUAGAACUCAAUAUUUCAUCUUAGGUUUUGUGUUGAAGUAAGUGACAGGUUUAUUGACAUGCUCUGCUGUAGCCCUGUGUUAAUACAUCUGGGGUGGGGGGGGACAACUUGCUUUAAGACAUUGGACGCUCACCAGUGGAUUUGACAGCUGUUAUUGACAAGUGUACGACUGUUUCCAUAAAGAACAAGUUAUAUUGCCAACUGGAAUUACCUUUACCUGCAAAUCAACACUGUUGGUUGUUUGAGGAUUCUUGUUUGGGUAUGUUUCAACCUGUACGUGUCUAAUUAGUUUUGUAGUGUUCCCUGGAUAUUUUCUUAAUUGAGUUGCCUUAUCCUCUAUGUAAUUGAUUUCAAUGUAAAUCUUGCCAGCGAUCUGGGAAACCAUUUCAUUGACUUUCCCGAAUCCCCUCUGUCCCCUCCGUCCCCCCGUCCCCAUCCACACCCAUGCUCAGCCACUUGCCUCGCGUCUUUAUCGAGGCAAUACCUAAUGGAUGUUGUUGGUUAUGUUGGUGGCGGUGGAGUUUUGGAUAUCACAAACGAUGCCUUGAUGCCUUUCUGUUGUCUCCAUUUGGAGGACUUGCAAUGUAAAUAUUUAAACUGUAUUUAUAAAGAAACUAAAUAAAGACUAAAUCUCACAA